Messenger RNA from Pristis pectinata (smalltooth sawfish), 4298 nucleotides. RefSeq names its product helicase, POLQ like (gene helq). The record is from RefSeq and is a predicted model, not a curated record. Lineage: Eukaryota; Metazoa; Chordata; Chondrichthyes; Rhinopristiformes; Pristidae. The transcript is spliced from 18 exons. Gene Ontology annotation, molecular function: ATP binding; nucleic acid binding. Bases 724 to 3963 code for a protein of 1079 amino acids.
CCUCUCGUGAGCGCGCCGGCGCUUCGUUCCGGAAAUGACGAUGGCGAUGCGGGUACCUGCGGCUGCGCAGCGCGCUGUUAGUGGGAGGCGGACCGAGGGGGGUUGCGGUGGUGGGAGGUCGGCCUGGGCUAACGGCAGACCUGGGUGUUCACCUAAACUGUCGCCGCAGGGACGUUACAGGGGAAGUUGCGAUUCCUUCAGCGUGAGGUUUUGCAUGUUCGUGUGUGUGAAAUUAAGGCGUCUCCCGUGUGAGGGUGAACUUCGGGGUUCAGUGGGGCACCCCCCCCCCCCCCCGUGUGAGGGUGAACUUUGGGGUGUGGAUGAAACACAGUCAGUUAUUUUCACUUUGUUGAAAUAUGUUGAUUAAAUAACUGAUGAGAUUCCUAUAUUAAAAAUUGACCACACUUUGAAAGUAUUUUGGUCUAAAAUUACAUUGUCUGAUAAGUAAAUUCAAGGGUGCUACCUAAGCAAAAGGGCCUUUUAAAGAACAUCUGAUUAUAAUACUUUAAAUGCCUGUGAUCAUCAGGAGGGUUUUUGAGCACUUGUCAGGUAGAGCUGUGAUUUCUUAUUUUGGUUGUGAUUGAUUGUGACUCAGCAAUGUUGAGUAAUUUUUCAACACUGGGUUUUCUGCGGUGAUGCUGAAGAAUGGAGCGGACUUUAGCAAGGUCCCUUGGCAUACCAAGGAACAAGAUAGAACUGCUGUGACUUUACAUAUGCCUUAAAAUGGACUUGGACCAGGCUGAUGAGAGCGAGGAUGAUAAUCAAUGGGCUUGUAUCCGAAAACGAGUUAGGGAAAUUAAGGCCAGUGUUGAGAGUCUACCGCCUAGUAAGAAAACACACGAUAACCAUCUGAGUGUUCCUGAAAUAACUCUGAAGAAAGAAGAGAUGCAGUCUGCAGCAUCAGUAACCCAGGACUAUAUGGACCAGGUUGACUGUGACAGUCAAGAGGACCUCUUUGGGGACUAUGACAGCUUCGGAGAUGACAGCUGGUUACUGGCACAGUUUGAAGAUGCAGAAAGAAAACAUUCUGUUUGCACAUCAAGCCCAAAGAAUAAAGAGAGACAAGCCACAUCAUUUUCCCUAACAUUUCAAAAUUCUGACACACUUCAUUUACAAAAUGAUGAGAAUAAAAUUCACAAACUUACAGAAGAUGUUGAAUCAAUUAAAGAUUCCUGUAGGACCAGAAGUAAUAUUGCAACUGAACAGUUUUGUUCUAAAACUUUGUCUGUGUUGCAUGCGGCAAAUAUAGAUGAACUGGAUGAAUUACCAUGCUCACAACUUGCACAUAUGGAGGAAUUUAACUCCCCACUGGUAAAACAUGAAAGCAAAGAGUUAGAAACAGAAGCCAACUUACCAUUGAACUGCAUUGUGGAUGACCUUUCUAGCAUUCCUUCUGUCUUGAAUAAAAGAAUAGAAAACCUUAAUGUUCAAAACCAAUCAAGGACCACAAAUCCUGGAACAUGCAAGCAGCUAAGCCUCAAAGAUCAGAUGAAAAAUGCAAUGGCUGAAAAUGCUAAGUCACCAUCACCACAGAUAUCAAGAAGUAAACUGUUGAAGGAGAUUAUCCUAUCUGAGGAAAUAAAUGUUGCAGUGAAAACUAUUGAAGCCACAUCAGACAUUGAUAUGGGCCCGUUUUAUGGACUUCCAAGCAAAGUUACGGAUUUGAUUUUCCAGUUCAAAGGCAUCAAAGAACUUUACGAGUGGCAACACACUUGUCUGACAUUAAAAUCUGUACAAGAAAGAAAAAAUCUUAUUUAUUCACUGCCAACAAGUGGUGGGAAGACAUUGGUCGCUGAGAUUUUGAUCAUGCAGGAGCUACUGUGUAGGAAAAGAGAUGCACUGUUUAUUUUGCCAUAUGUGGCUAUUGUCCAGGAGAAGGUGCGAGAUCUUUCGGCUUUUGGAAUAGAAUGUAAUUUCUUAGUGGAAGAGUAUGCUGGAAGUAAAGGCAGGUUCCCGCCAAUCAAGCGUAGAAAGAAGAAUUCUCUGCUUAUUGCCACCAUUGAGAAGGCCCACAGUUUAGUGAAUUCCCUAAUAGAAACAGAAAGGAUUAAUAGUUUGGGUCUUGUUGUGGUUGAUGAGCUGCACAUGCUUGGUGAAGGGAGCCGUGGAGCAGUACUGGAAAUGGCAUUGUCUAAAAUCCUCUACACGUGCAAAACCACACAAAUCAUUGGAAUGAGUGCAACUCUGAGUAAUGUUACCGACUUGCAGCAGUUUUUGAAGGCAGAACAUUAUACCAGUAACUUUCGACCUAUCCAAUUAAAAGAAUAUGUUAAAAUUCGUGAUAGUAUUUACAAAGUGGACAACAAGUCAGAAGACAGUUUUACAUUUGCUCGACUAUUGAACUACAAGUAUUCAAGUGAAAUGGAGAAGAUUGAUCCAGAUCAUCUUAUUGCACUUGUGACUGAAGUUAUCCCAAAGCAUUCUUGUCUUUUGUUCUGUCCGACCAAAAAGAAUUGUGAAAAUGUGAGCAAGAUGCUCUGCAAGUAUUUAAGCAAGUCAUUUCUUUCUGUGAAGGAGAAAGAAAAGUGUGCUCUUAUUGAGGAAUUGAAAAAUAUCGGAAAUGGUAUGAUAUGCCCUGUUUUACGUGGAACUGUACCAUAUGGAUUAGCAUACCAUCACAGCGGGCUGACGAAUGAUGAAAGAAAAGUUAUAGAACAGGCCUACUCUGCAGGAAUACUCUGCUUGCUAACUUGUACGUCGACACUUGCUGCUGGUGUUAACCUGCCAGCUCGGAGGGUUAUUCUGAGAUCUCCUUAUGUUGCCAGGGAUUUUCUAAAAAGGAAUCAGUACAAACAGAUGGUUGGGAGAGCUGGCCGAGCAGGUAUUGAUACUGAAGGAGAGAGCAUUCUGAUAACACAAGAACAGGAUAAGAAGCUGGUUGCAGACUUGAUAAGUAGACCAAUGGAGUGUUGCUAUAGCAAUCUUAUACAAGGCAGUGAAAAAGGAAUUAAAGAUCUGCUGCUAUCCCUUAUUGGGCUAAAGGUUGCCCAGACACUUGAUAAAAUUGUUGAGUUCAUGGAAGGCACUUUGCUUGGUGUGCAGUGGCAACACCACUUCAAAGAAAAAAGCCUUUUCGAGGUGAUAGAACAAGCUCUUCAACCAUUGAUGGAAAAAAGUUUAAUAAAGGGCCGAAGAUCAAGGAGUAGUGAAGAUGAGAUGUGCUGUCAACUGGAAGUCACAAAGCUGGGCCUUGCUACCUACAAAGGAUCAAUAGACUUGGCUUACUGUGAUACUUUGAACAUGGAUUUGAAGAAAGGCUUGGAGGGAUUGGUGCUUGAUAACUACUUUCAUCUAAUCUACUUGGUAACACCAUAUGAUAUGGUUUCCCAAUGUACUCCAGACUGGAUGAUUUAUUUUACACAGUUUCAUCAAUUGGAUUUAAUUGAACAAAAUGUCUUUGCCACUGUGGGUGUACCAGAGAGCUUCCUUACAAAGAAGGCAUCUGGUCAAGCAGUCAAGAAGGCUGUAAAUGGGUUUGUCAUUAGACGGUUCUACCUGUCCUUGGUCCUUUAUUUGCUUUUCAAAGAGAUGAACAUGUGGGCUGUGGCACAGAAGUUUAACCUACCCCGUGGCUUUAUGCAGAAUUUGUUGAGUUCAGCAGCAGCUUUCUCCUCUAGUGUCCUGCAUUUCUGUGAGGAAUUGGAGGAAUUCUGGGCAUAUCGGGCUCUCUUUACAGACCUCACGCAGAAACUGUCAUACUGUGUGAAACCAGAACUUAUUCCUCUUAUGGAAGUAUCAGGCGUCCUAGAGGCUCGAGCUCGACAGUUAUACAAUGCUGGUUAUAAAUCUUUGUCUUAUCUGGCUAAUGCAAGCCCUGAAACGUUGGUCAAAUCAAUUGAACACAUGUCCAGACGCCAGGCUAAUCAAAUUGUUUCCUCUGCUAAGAUGCUGCUAAAUGAAAAAGCCGAAGCUUUACUAGAAGAAGUAGAAGAGCUAAUGAGACUACCCACUGACUUACCAUAAGAUGGUGUUUCUAAUGGACCUUGCCAUCAACUUACCGGUCUGUGACUACCAGUGGACACAAUUACUCGUGAACAAAGAUAUGGUCUGUACUGUACAUGGUUGUAACUGCAACACAUUGAACUAAGUGAGGUUUUAGGUUAUUUUGUUGCAUUUUUUUAGACUCGGUAGAAAAGUUGUCCAAUUGCACAAAAACAACCAACUAUAAUGUAUAUAGUCGUUAGUGUAGAAAGAAUGAAGUAACUUCAAAAUUGUGCUAUUAUUCAGACUUCUGUGUUCAUAUCUUUUUUUAUAAAAGUACAUAAAAGCAAGUGCAAUAAAAUAUUAGAAGUUUGUAU